UUUGUAGGCGCAGCAGCAGAAGUGUAGAGGAGGAGGAGAGGCAGGCGAGACUUCAGCUCACUGUUUGUGGUUCACGCUUAUAUAAUUUCACUUUUGUCGGCUGCUUUGGUUAAAUCCACCGUUUCUGCUGCUGAUUACCGACUGUUUGAACCGGGGAUGGCCGAACCGAGCGCCAGAUAUCAGCAGCUGCCGAACGAAGAGGACCCAGAUGAGCGGCCACAGGCUGCAGCUGACGCUCCUCCUCCAUACAGCACCGUCGCAGAAGACAACGCAGCGUUCUUUCAGUACAAGGAUGAUGGGAGUUUCCCAAAGCCUCCCUCCUACAACGUGGCCACUUCUCUGCCAUCGUACGAUGAGGCCGAGCGCUCCAAGGCGGAGACCACCGUUCCCUUGGUAACAGCCAGAGACGAUGACUUUGUGACCAGGGAUGAUUUUGAAGACGCGGAUCAGUUGAGGAUAGGAAACGACGGGAUCUUCAUGCUCACCUUUUUCAUGGCCUUCCUGUUCAACUGGAUCGGCUUCUUCCUGUCGUUCUGUCUGACCACUUCGGCGGCCGGUCGCUACGGCGCAAUCUCCGGGUUUGGCCUGUCCCUCAUCAAAUGGAUCCUCAUCGUCAGGUUCUCCACAUAUUUCCCGGGGUAUUUCGAUGGACAGUACUGGUUGUGGUGGGUCUUUCUGGUUAUGGGUUUCAUGCUUUUCCUCCGAGGCUUCAUCAACUACGCCCGGAUCCGCAAAAUGGCCGACUCCCUCUCCACGCUGCCCCGCACCCGAGUCCUGUUCAUCUACUGAUCUGAGAAAUCUCCACACCAUUUCUCUAUGCCCCGCUAUAACGGGACUCUCAAUCUUUAUUUAACAAAAGGGGGACUGCGUAAACGUAAUACUUGGUCUAUUCGUCAAUCCGUACAAUAUUCAUAACCCAUUUUGAUAUAAUAUACUGACAAAUAUAAGUUUCUAAUUAUCAUGUCAAGUGCUUUUGCAAUUACAUUCGGGAAUUUUACAACGCCUUAUUUUUUGUGCAUAGCAGCUGCAUGCCCCGUCGAUUUUUAUCACAGCCACCAGAGGGCAGUGUCACACCAUGUUAAAAUCUUUUCCCAUUGCUCCGAGGUAAAUUCAUUUGUAUAGAUAGUUUAUAUAUUGAUUUAUGCAAUGUAAUGUAUGUCAGAUUUUAACUCCACCGAUCAAAUGCUUUUUAUUCUUUGUUAAAUUAAACUGUUUAUUUUUAGUCUGUGAAAUGAAUCAGGGGAAUUGUGGCAGGAAAGGGGAUUUCUGUGGUUAGGUAUCCACUAAGCAUUUUUCCACAUGACUUUGACAACUGAUUAAUCAAUAAAUAUUAAAACACUGUAGUGACGCUGCACAGAAAGGUGAGUCUACUGUAAUUAUCUUGAUUGGGAAAUUAAAAUAAGCAGAAAUCUAGAGGUGGUUGUGGUUGGGUAAAUUAAUGGUAUUAAAAUCACUGGUUUUUGUGUUUUUGUAGAUGUCUGUGGAUUAAACCUUAAGAGAGAAUGUUUGUAAUGAUGGAUUUUGUUAAAACGGUAAAUUAAAAUCAGUUGUUCACCA
Boleophthalmus pectinirostris (great blue-spotted mudskipper) is the source of this 1557-nucleotide messenger RNA. RefSeq names its product NEDD4 family-interacting protein 1-like. Gene Ontology annotation, molecular function: WW domain binding. Gene Ontology annotation, cellular component: endoplasmic reticulum; Golgi apparatus; perinuclear region of cytoplasm. Gene Ontology annotation, biological process: vacuolar transport; metal ion transport; positive regulation of protein ubiquitination. The record is from RefSeq and is a predicted model, not a curated record. Lineage: Eukaryota; Metazoa; Chordata; Actinopteri; Gobiiformes; Gobiidae.